This is a messenger RNA of Nycticebus coucang (slow loris), 2623 nucleotides long. It is a transcript of the gene SCYL1, whose product is annotated as SCY1 like pseudokinase 1. Gene Ontology annotation, biological process: protein phosphorylation. NCBI's taxonomy places the organism in Eukaryota, Metazoa, Chordata, Mammalia, Primates, Lorisidae. The coding region runs from base 76 to 2490 and encodes 804 amino acids. Gene Ontology annotation, molecular function: protein kinase activity; ATP binding. The record is from RefSeq and is a predicted model, not a curated record. The transcript has 18 exons.
GCCUCCAGCUCGGCCCGCCCAGCCCCGGCUCCGGCAGCCGGAGCGCCGGAGCCCGCGGCGGCGGCAGCGGGGACGAUGUGGUUCUUUGCCCGGGACCCGGUGCGGGAUUUUCCGUUUGAGCUCAUCCCGGAGCCCUUCGAGGGCAGCCCGCCCGGGCCCUGGGCUCUGCACCGCGGUCGUAAGAAGGCCACAGGCAGUCCUGUGUCCAUCUUCGUGUAUGAUGUGAAGCCUGGCGCAGAAGAGCAGACCCAGGUGGCAAAAGCUGCCUUUAAGCGCCUCAAAACGCUCCGGCACCCCAACAUCCUGGCUUACAUUGAUGGGCUGGAGACAGAAAAAUGCCUCCAUGUAGUGACAGAGGCUGUGACCCCAUUGGGAAUGUACCUCAAGGCACGAGUGGAGGCUGGUGGCCUGAAAGAGUUGGAGAUUUCCUGGGGGCUACACCAGAUCGUGAAAGCCCUCAGCUUCCUGGUCAAUGACUGCAGCCUCAUCCACAACAAUGUCUGCAUGGCUGCUGUGUUCGUGGACCGAGCUGGCGAGUGGAAGCUUGGAGGCCUGGAUUACAUGUACUCAUCUCAGGGCAAUGGUGGGGGACUGCCUCGCAAGGGCAUCCCUGAGCUGGAGCAGUAUGACCCCCCAGAGAUGGCUGACAGCAGUGGCAGGGUGGUUAAAGAAAAGUGGUCAGCUGACAUGUGGCGCUUAGGCUGUCUCAUCUGGGAAGUUUUCAACGGGUCCCUACCUCGAGCGGCAGCCCUACGCAACCCUGGGAAGAUCCCCAAAUCGCUGGUGCCCCAUUACUGUGAACUGGUGGGAGCCAACCCCAAGGUGCGUCCCAACCCAGCCCGCUUCCUGCAGAACUGCCGGGCAACUGGUGGCUUCAUGAGCAACCGCUUUGUGGAGACCAAUCUCUUUCUAGAAGAGAUUCAGAUCAAAGAGCCAGCUGAGAAGCAGAAGUUCUUCCAAGAGCUGAGCAAGAGCCUGGACUCAUUCCCCGAGGAUUUCUGUCGGCACAAGGUGCUGCCCCAGCUGCUGACCGCCUUUGAGUUUGGCAAUGCGGGGGCCGUUGUCCUCACACCUCUCUUCAAGGUGGGCAAGUUUCUCAACACCGAGGAAUAUCAACAGAAGAUCAUCCCUGUGGUGGUCAAGAUGUUCUCAUCCACCGACCGGGCCAUGCGCAUCCGCCUCCUACAGCAGAUGGAGCAGUUCAUCCAAUACCUUGAUGAGCCAACGGUCAACACACAGAUCUUUCCCCACGUUGUGCAUGGCUUCCUGGACACCAACCCUGCCAUCCGUGAGCAGACGGUCAAGUCCAUGCUGCUUCUAGCCCCAAAGCUGAAUGAAGCCAACCUCAAUGUGGAGCUGAUGAAGCACUUCGCACGGCUACAGGCUAAGGAUGAUCAAGGCCCCAUCCGCUGCAACACUACGGUCUGCCUGGGCAAAAUCGGCUCCUACCUCAGUGCCAGUACCAGACACAGGGUCCUUACCUCUGCCUUCAGUCGGGCCACUAAGGACCCAUUUGCACCCUCCCGGGUUGCCGGUGUCCUGGGCUUUGCUGCCACUCACAACCUCUACUCGAUGAAUGACUGUGCCCACAAGAUUCUGCCUGUGCUCUGCGGCCUCACUGUGGAUCCUGAAAAAUCCGUGCGGGACCAGGCCUUCAAGGCCAUUCGAAGCUUCCUCUCUAAACUGGAGUCUGUGUCAGAGGACCCCACCCAGCUGGCAGAAGUGGAGAAGGAUGUCCAUGCAGCCUCUAGCCCUGGGAUGGGAGGAGCCGCAUCCAGCUGGGCAGGCUGGGCCGUGACUGGAGUCUCCUCACUCACCUCCAAGCUGAUCCGUGUACACCCUAUGGCUGCCCUGGCUGAGACCAAUGUCCCCCAGAGACCUACACCUGAGGGACUUCCUGCCCUGGCCUCCACCCCUGUCCCUGCCACCCCUAUAACCUCAGACCAGUGGGAGACACAGGAGGACAAGGACACAGCAGAGGACAGCAGCACUGCUGACAGAUGGGAUGACGAAGACUGGGGUAGCUUGGAGCAGGAGGCGGAGUCUACCUUGGCCCAGCAAGAAGACUGGAGUCCGGAGGGCCAAGCCAGCAGUGCUGGGCAGGUUAUCAGCGGGGACCAUAAAUCCCCCGAGUCUGACUGGAGCAGCUGGGAAGCAGAGGGCUCCUGGGAACAGAGCUGGCGGAAGCCGAGGUCCCCCGAGCCGCCCCCCGAGGGCAUGCGGCUGGCCAGCGAGUAUAACUGGGGCGGAUCUGAGCCUAAUGACAAGGGCGACCCUUUUGCCACCCUGUCUGCGCGUCCCAGCACCCAGCUGAAGCCGGACUUGUGGGGCGAGGACAGCUGGGAGGGCCUGGAGACUGAGAGCCGACAGGCCAAGGCCGAGCUGGCCCGGAAAAAACGUGAAGAGCGGCGGCGGGAGAUGGAGGCCAAACGUGCAGAAAGGAAAACAGCCAAGGGCCCUAUGAAACUGGGAGCCCGGAAGCUGGACUGACCAGCCAUGUGGGUGCCUCUCGGCCGCGGAGAGCCCGCAGGUGUAUUUAUUGUACAAACCAUGUGAGCCCGGCCACCUGGCCAGGCACGUCUCACGUGUACAUAAUCAGAGCCACAAUAAAUUCUAUUUCGUA